Molecule: messenger RNA, 1410 nt
Organism: Maniola jurtina (meadow brown)
Lineage: Eukaryota; Metazoa; Arthropoda; Insecta; Lepidoptera; Nymphalidae
Exons: 8
Coding region: 300-1340 (346 amino acids)
Source: RefSeq, a predicted model, not a curated record
AAAAUCUGUUUGAGGAUGUACAGGUACGGGACCCUGCGUAAAAAGCGUACUAUGCGACCUUAUCACUGACAAUGAAUUAAUAUCAUACAUACGAGUGAAAACCCCAACUCCAGAAGGUCUCAAGCUCCGAGCUAAUCGCGUCACUUACGUAUUCCUCCGAGAAGGUUGGUGGGAGUCUGCCGAGAGCCUGCACUUGUCGUUUUUUUACAGAGCUCCUUUUCGGUAUAAAGGCACAUCGCUGAACACAGGACAUCAUUCGCAUCUGCUUUUCCAAGAUCUCAAUAUCCAAUCAACACAUAAUGAAGAUGUUAGCGCUAAUGUUGGUGAGCAUCGCGCUGGCGGAGGGCGGGGGAUCAGGGCCGUACUCGCCGCGCGGCUGGAGACCAGACGGACCCUCCUUCUUGCUGCCUUCAGAGAUCGUGGAAGCAUCACCAACACCAGCAGUGGAGUCGAGCCUCCCGGGCUCCGAGGCGUCAGGCUCUGAAUUCCUCAGAGAGUACGGUCCUCCCAAAGUACAAGACAUAUCCCAGAACCUGCUGAACCAGGGUCUGCCGGACGUGGCGAUGGAGCAACUCUUCGAGCUGUCGGCUCACAGUGCUGGCUCGAGCCAAGUUGUUGCUGAAAAAGUUGUUGAAGUUUCUGAAGUUCAACCUGAAGCAGUAUCAGCAGAGUUGCCAUCUGCAGCUGCAGUAGAUGACUACCCGCCCAUUUCCGCCGAACUACCAAUCUUAGACUUCGUAGUCAAAGCAACGACUACCAUUCCUAACAUUGAACCGGCUACAGAAGUUAGCAGUCAAUCGAAUCAGCAAGAGUCUAAUGUGCAAUCGAAUCAGCAAAGUUCGCAAGCAUCGUCACAGUACGUUAGUGAGCUAACGAAUCAACAAAAUUCGGAAACUCAGUCUACAGAAUUCGAGACACAGCAAGACUCUCAAGAAUCGGCGACAGUCCAAACGAAUCAACAAGAAUCUGCACAAGCUUUGGAGUCUCAGCAGGAGUCAUCCACAGUGAGCGCCUUGGAGAAGGUCACAGCAUCGGUCGAUUCUGUCGGCAACACGGAGGUGUUGCUGGUGAACAUACCCGCGAUAUACGACCAGAACGUCCCCGAGCUCCAGAACAUACCCGAUAUCAUCGCUGGCUUGGAGAAGGAGGUUUUGACGGAACAGGCUGCAGCGAAGCAGGCAGGGAGCGAGGUGCCGGAGGGGUUCCUGGAGUACGGACCCCCGGCCUUCGCCGAGUACGGACCUCCAAAACGAGAACCAUCGGGGAAUCUUCGAGCUAUAGAUACCAACGAGACUAGGAGGCGACGGUUUUCACCCAGAAUAAGAUUCGGAAAGAAGUAAACAGUAACCACCGGGAUGAGAAUAUCGAACACUUAGGACAUGCGUGCGAUGAUUUUAUCUACUUGUGAAG